Nerophis lumbriciformis (worm pipefish) is the source of this 1098-nucleotide messenger RNA. NCBI's taxonomy places the organism in Eukaryota, Metazoa, Chordata, Actinopteri, Syngnathiformes, Syngnathidae. The record is from RefSeq and is a predicted model, not a curated record.
AUGGGAUUAAAAUGUGGAAUUGUUGGUCUUCCAAAUGUCGGGAAAUCAACGUUAUUUAAUGCACUUACGCAGGCAGGGGCUUUGGCUGCCAAUUAUCCAUUCGCUACAAAAGAGCCCAAUGUGGGCAUGAUUUCAGUUCCUGAUGAAAGGCUAGACCGUCUCUCUAAGCUGGUAAAUUCAAAGAAAACUAUACCUACUACUGUUGAAAUCGUUGAUAUAGCAGGACUUAUAAAAGGAGCCAGUAAAGGAGAAGGUUUAGGAAAUCAGUUUCUAGCGAACAUUCGAGAGGUUGAUGCUAUAGUUCAUGUCAUUCGGUGUUUUGAAGAUGGCAACAUAAUUCAUGUUGAUGGUGGUAUAGAUCCUAUUCGUGAUAAGGAAACUAUCGAUUUUGAGCUCAUCAUGAAGGAUCUAGAGAUAGUAGAAAAAAGAAUUGACAAACUUAAAAAGGCUUCUAAAUCUGGAAAUAAAGAAGAAAAGGCAAAUCUUGAAAUCGCUCUUCUUUUAUAUGCACAUUUAGAAAAUGAACUUCCAGCUCGAUCUUUUGAGUGGCCAGAAGGCAGUGCAGAAGUUUUUAGAGACCUGCUACUUCUAACGAAUAAACCGAUCAUGUACGUCUGUAAUGUGGAUGAAGAGUCGGUCCUUAAAGGUAACGAGCAUACAAAAAUAUUUAUAGAUUCUGUUAAGAAUGAAGCUGCUGGAGUUGUUCUUAUUUCUGCGGCUAUAGAAGCAGAUAUCAUCGAAUUGGAUACGAACGAGGAAAAACUGGAAUUCUUAAAGGAUAUGGGGCUUUCUGAACCUGGGGUUAAUAGAGUUAUUAAAGCAGCAUAUGACCUACUAGAUCUUAUUACUUAUUUGACUGCUGGAGAAAAAGAAGUGAGAGCUUGGACCGUGCGAAAAGGAUCCACAGCCCCUCAAGCAGCUGGGGUGAUACACACAGAUUUUGAAAAAGGUUUUAUCAGAGCUGAGGUCAUAAACUAUGAUGAUUUUAUCCGAUUAGGAUCUGAGGCUGCUGUAAAAGAGCAGGGACUUAUGUCCAUAGAAGGUAAAGAAUAUAUCGUGAAAGAUGGCGAUGUGAUGCACUUCAGAUUUAACGUUUAA